CGGGGGCGGACGCGGCGCCGAGUCCUGCCGGUGAUGGCCCGGCUCGCCCACCCCCGGUGCGCCUGGCGUGCCGACCGGCUCCCGCUGCAGAGCCACGCCGCUCGCCGCUCACCCUGAGCGCGGCCACGGGCAAGCGGGGCCGGGCGCGGCGGCGGAGCGGAGCGCGGGCGGCCUGAGCCGCUCCGCAUCCCCGGGCGGGCCGGCAGCCGCCUCCCCGGCCGCACGGCAGCGGCUGCGAGCGGCGGCAGCGGAGACGGCAGCGCAGAGGAGCUGCUCCUCCCUCACCCGGCCGGAUAUAUAGUAUCAGACCCAGAGGGGGAGGAGAGGUACGUCCUGCAGGAAGCUGAAGGAAGGACAGAACAAGAAAACACCAUGUCUUCAGUCUCAGCUUAUUACAAUGGGAAGACCGUACUUAUCACAGGAGCUACAGGUUUCAUGGGCAAAGUACUGGUGGAAAAGCUUCUGCGCUCCAGCCCUGAAGUGAAAGCAGUUUAUAUACUUGUCAGGCCAAAGGCUGGACAAUCAAUGCAAGAGAGAGUGGCCAACAUGUUGAAAUGCAAGGUCUUUGACAGGGUCCGAGAAGAUUGCCCUAAUUUCCAUGAGAAGAUUAAGCCUAUUAAUGCUGAACUCACUCAGCCCAAGCUGGCCAUCAGUGCUGAAGAUGAGGAGGAGCUUCUGACCCGGGUCAAUAUUGUCUUCCACUGUGCAGCAACAGUUCGCUUUGAUGAACCCCUGAAGCAUGCAGUGCAACUGAAUGCCAUGGGCACGCAGCGGCUCCUGGAGCUGGCCCGGCAGAUGCAGAACCUGGAGGCCUUCAUCCACAUCUCCACCGCCUAUGCAAACUGUGUGCGCAAAUGCAUAGAUGAGGUCAUCUACCCACCCCCAGCUGAACCGAAGAAGCUCUUUGAUUUAGUAGAGUGGUUGGAUGAAUCCAUCAUUCAAGACAUCACACCCAAGCUGCUUGGGGACUGGCCCAACACAUACACCUACACCAAAGCCUUGUCAGAAUACCUGAUUCAGCAAGAGAAAGGAAACUUGAACAUUGCUAUCAUCAGGCCAUCCAUCGUGGGAGCUAGCUGGCAUGAGCCUUUCCCAGGUUGGAUUGACAGCUUCAACGGGACAAGUGGAAUAUUUGUUGCGGCAGGCAAAGGGAUUCUGCGGACUGUCAUCGCCAACAACGAAGCGGUGGCCGAUAUGAUUCCAGUAGACGUCGCCAUCAACCUCACCCUUGCGGCCGGGUGGUACACUGCUGUGCACAGACCAAAAAACCUGUUGGUGUACAACUGCACAACAGGCGGAAUCAACCCUUUCUUCUGGGGAGAAAUGGAGCAGUAUGUUAUGUCCACAUUUAAAAGGAACCCACUGGAGCAGGCCUUCCGAACACCCAACGCUCAUUUGACUUCCAGCUACUUGAUAAAUCAGUACUGGAUAACCGUCAGUCACAAGGCACCGGCCAUCCUCUACGACCUGUACAUGAGGCUCACGGGGAGAAAGCCCAGAAUGAUGAAGAUUAUCAAUCGACUACACAAGUCUAUGCUGCUCCUGCAGUAUUUCUCCACUCAGUCCUGGGACUGGUCUUCAGAUAAUAUGAAUAUGUUAAUGAGUCACCUUAACACAGAGGAUAAAAAGUUAUACAACUUUGAUGUUCGUCAGCUGCACUGGUCAGAAUACAUUGAAAGCUACUGCCUAGGUGCUAAGAAGUACUUGCUAAAUGAGGAUAUGGCUGGCAUUCCAGCAGCAAAGCAGCACUUACGAAAGCUGAGGAACAUCCGAUAUGCAUUCAACACCACCCUCCUUGUGAUCAUCUGGCGCAUUUUCAUUGCAAGGUCACAGAUGGCUCGAAACAUCUGGUACUUUGUGGUGAGCCUCUGCUACAAGUUCCUUUCCUACUUCAGGGCAUCCAGCACCCUCAGGCACUGAAGCCAUCCAUCAGAGCAGCCAGCCUCUUCCAGAAGGACCUCCAUCUCCUCCUAAUCAGCAACUGUGGGCAUCGGGGUCUGAAAGUAGCAGAAAAACCCACUCCCUCCAACAGCAGCCUGCAUUUACUGUGCACUGUUAUGUUCACCUUUUUAGUUUUACCUAAUGCUUUAAUACAUGGUGGUCUUUCUUCCAUAGGACCAGGCCAAUUUUUUAAGCCAUAACUGAAGCUUUAGGAACAGGUCAAGCUGGAACCAUUCAUCUAGAGUCUCAUGUGCAAGAGUAAGGAUUAACCAAAGUCAUGGUCUUCCCACGUACUACCUAAGCUAUCUUAAUCCCAUCCUCUUCCUCAAAAAAGGCAAAUUUAAAGCGUACAACCUUGGACAAAAAAGGAUGCCAUCAGAGAAGACCCAGCCAAGGAAAUUAAGGAAAUUAACCUGUAAAAGGUCUUCCUAAAGAGGCUGUUCCUUCAUUCUCAUUCAGUGAAAUGGUACCUUAUUAAAAAACAUGAUUUCACAUUUUCAGUUUUUCAAAACUUAGAGGGACAAAACAACCAGUUACACUGGGCCAGUGAGCACACUGAACAGUUUUCAGAUCCUGUCUUAUACUGCUACUGAGGACUGAUACUUUCAAGCCAUAACUCAAGACAGACAUAGAAUUCAUGUACCUGUGUUAACUCUACCCACUCACAAGCUGCUUUCUUAUGGAGAGGUUUUUUUUCUCUCUGUGGUUAAGGUUGCAAUCUAUUAAAAAGCCCUGUUCUUGCAUUUAUCACGUUUGCUUGGAAUUUUUUUUUUGGCUUGAAAAAUGCUGUAUUUAAUCUGAGAAUGAAGAGAAGGCUUCUUAAAAGAUUGAAGAAGAAUUCAGAAACUCUUUGUUAUUUCCAAGGUCUUUUUCCCCCUUGGAUUUGUCUGCAGAAAACCUCUCUCCCUGUAGCUCAAAAACAGCCUGAUGCUGUCCUUCACGCUUUCAUUACAGCUACAUCACUUUGCAGUUGAUCACUUCCACUGGCAAAGAAAGUGUAAAGAUAUGUAUGGAGGAACGCAUUGGGCCAGUUCUGCUGCCACUCCUGUCAUUAGGAAUUUAAAAAGUCUGAGAUUUGUUUUUGCUGAGAAUAGGUUAAUGGUUGGACUCAAUGAUCUUAAAGGUCUUUUCCAACCUAAGCAAUUCUAUGAUUCUAUGACUUCUGUAUAACAACAGUCAUGCACUGUGAAGGCAAUGCGUUUUGUCCUACAUUGUUGUUUAGAAAGGAACCCAAGGACCUUCCAAACACUUAUGGCUAUUGGAGAUACUUGUUUCACCUAUUGAAGUACGAAUGCCAUUGGGGGAAAGAGAGCCUUCUUCAAAGUAGCUGGUGCAACAACGGCCUCAGUGCAACAGCAACAAUUUUAUCAUGCUAUCAGAUUUUCAAAGUCACAUCUAAUAUUGGAAUAUUUUUUAUUCAGAUAACACUGAAUAAGCACUUUACGAUUACCAGGCUUAAAAGCAGCUAGUUUUUGAAACAAUGCAGCAUCCAGUUGCUCUAGUCUUGUAUCAUCCUAGCUGUCUGGAAAAGUAAUGCUACAUGGGAAAAAAAAAAUGACACAGUUGCUCUUUUGAGAGCCAAGAAUAGCAGAGUAUUUACAAAGCUGACAUUCUUCAAAAAGUAUACUUGUUUUUGGCAGUGAAUGCAAAAGCAAGUUAUGAUGACAGUAUAUUUAUAUCUUAGGCCUCCAAGCUAGUUCAGAAGUAUUUCUAAAGGUGCAAGGAAUUAAUCUUGUCCUGUAUGCCCCAGAGGUCUAGAUUCAAGCAAUUGCCAAAGGAUGUCUGCAACAGAACCCGACCAGAAACAUGGUGUCCACAACAGCAGGGCUCUGGCAUUCCCUAGCAAAGGCUCCUGUGUUUGUCACACACUACAUCUGAUCUACGCUUAAUUAGGUCAAGCACCCAGUUUGCAAAGAUGCAAAAUUUUUAAGCUCUUGCCUUGAAAAUGUACUUUCAAAAUGAAACUGUGCUGGUUGUUAGCUAUGUGUUUUCCAACUUCAGACAGCCGGCAGUGCAUGCUGUGCAUUGCACAUUAGCAAGGUGUUGCUGCCUGGGAAACUAGGAGCUCCAGGUUCAGGUACUGGGGACCAGACCUUUCAUGUAUAGUGCUUCCAUAGCAGUGUAUGUGGUGAAGGUUAGCUGCAUUACGCUUUGCUAACUUGUUGAUGCAAAGACUGUGGCUACCUUGGCAGGGUGAGGCAGGUUGCUGUUCGGAUUCCUCUAGGAAGACUGCAUUCCCCCAAGUACAUAAUCAGGUCAUCAGCCAGCUUCCAGUCUUCUCAUAGGAAAGGCUACAUAACAAAACAACACUGCAGAUUAUUUUGAAACAAAAUUCCAUUAAAAAAUGAGGAAAGAGUUUCAACUCAUACCCUAAAAGUCUUUUUAAGUGCCUGCCUUAUGUACAAUGAGAAGCAACAGCCAAGGGGAUCAUAAGUCUUAUGCUGUGCACGUGACAGACAAAAACUUGAGUCUCACAGAAAAGUCAAAUACUGCAGACCUGUUACACCUACGAUGUCUGGUCUACAUCAGCUAGGUCUACUAUGAGUAAAGUGUCCUGCCUUCUCUUCCCCAAUGCUAGUCAUGCCAUGCAUUCCUCGCCUAUGCCUGUAGGCAUUCACAGCUAUUUGCACAGGCUGUAUUGUCCCAACAAGUCUGAGAUGCAUCUUUGCUCACCUGAGCAUAUCCAGACCUGUUUUCUGCACAUGCAAAAAAAGAUGCUUCAGGGUUUCACUCAGAACAAUGGUGGUAUCGCGUUUUAAAACUGUUCAACAUUCUGCUGAAGGUAACAGCCACAGCAAAGCUACUAUGCAGCCCUGAAAAAGCAGCAAGAACUGCUUGGGAUGUUGUCGAACCAUAGCCGUUGCAGAUGGUGUAAGCCCUUCUGGAGACCUUUCAUAGCCCACGUGGCAUUGCCAGCAGCUGGCUCCAGAGCUCUGGCCUUGCCUGGGCAGGGAUCAAGCUUUUCUUAACACAGACAUAACAUGCAGCAAAACUUGAAUCCAUUUUCUUGUGGCUUGAGGUGUUUUCAGGUGAUUGUCUGAACCACAGAAAUAUUUCCAAAAAACCUCAAUGCAGAGACUGACACGUGGCCACGGCCUUUGGUUGCCAGUCGGGACUGUCAUCACGGACAGCUGGACCUGGCAUAAGUACUUGUUCUCACCUCAAACAGUGACUUUAUCUUUGAUAUUUUACUAUGUGCUCCUCAGUGUAUUUGUAUGUGCUCUGAAAAACCCCAAGCCUUGGGGAAAAUAUCUAAAAGAGACACUGAGUGACAGCCAUGUCUUUUCUUCCCUAUUCUCUCUCUUGCUCUUUCACGUAUACUCAACAAGCUUUUGACAAAAAGAAAAGCCAAAUACGGUUGUUAUUAAUUUGAAGUGGAGGCCCUGUGGUGACCAUGCACAAAUCAACGUGAACAGCUCAGGAGCGGGUGUUACUCAUGGCUGAAGGCUAGAGCUUUUAAUACCUGUAAAGGUUGAAGCAGGACUCGAGGUUGGGUCUUUUCCCCCUACAGAGGCAGCAUGGUCAGGGGGCUGUGGGGAGGACAGAGGAGAAGGAGGUGCAUUCCUGCAGCCUCUGCUGAUGGGCAGCAGAAGCAUUGCUAGGCCCAGAGCAUCCAGCUCAACGAAGCAAAGGGGGCUCAAGGGACCAGAGAAGUAUGAGCUGCCAAACUCGGAGGACUCUGCCUCCCAAGGAGUGGGGGAAGAGUGCCAUCAGCGUUUUGUUGUCAGUUUGGUCUCGUAAUAGCACAUAAUGAAUCCUUCCCCCAGCUACCAACAGGCAGCAUAGAGAACAAUACUGGCAGCCCUUCUGCACCACCACAAAAGAAAAUACCUGCCACAAGACAGUAUAAUGGGAUUAUUUGUACCCUAUGAACUUGCAGUGUAUCUGCCCCUUCGCGGUGUCAGAAGCCUGCAGUGCUGCUACAGAAAUAACAUGGACCACUGCUGAACCCAAUGUACUAAUGUUUUGUUAAUACUGUGCAUAUACACUAGUCUGUAGGCUAUAGCUGUGAACUGCUGUGCAAAAGCAAUGAUACACUGAAUAUCAUUUCACUGUUAAAGAGCAAUGGGCAUAAGCUUGCAAUUAAGAAGUAGCUUUUUAAAAAUUAAAUUGUGAUAACAAAAAAAAAAAAAAAACCAACAUUCACAAAUCCCUAAAGUUAAUCUGAGUUUAAACUGCCUUUUGACUGACUACCAAAGCUGUUUAUCUCCAGCAUGUCUGUUACCAAAAAAAAAAAAAAUUUCUUACCCCUCCACCCUCUAUCCCAACAACUUUGUUAAGAAAAUAAAAUUCUUUCUUGGUAGAGGCAGCAGGGGCUAACAGACAUACUGGUAUAUUACAGGUUGUUGGCCCAUUACCCACCUCCUGAAGAAAUUUGUUAUUUUACAUUUUCUAAGAAAACAUUAUUAUAUAUUCCUGUGUAUAUAGUUACAUCUUUCGGCACCAGCCUUCUCAUACAACAUACAGAGAUGGUAAAAGUAGUAGAGCUCAUAUUGAAAUGCCAGGCUGUACUUGUUUGGUAUGCACUGUUCCAAUUCAGUUUAAGAUGAAGUGAUUAAAACCUACCCUAGUUUCCAUUGUAAAGGAAACCUGACCUGUAGUACUAUUACUCAAAUCAUCCUCAUGAAUAAGCAACUGGGAAAAGAGGGAGGGGGGCAUUCUUUUGUUUGUAAAUAAGCUACAGCUUCAUGGUUGAAAGCAUGCUGUUGCUUUUCCAGCGUUGAUGUUCUGCCGCAGAAAGCAAGGAUGAACUUAUAUUACAAUUGGACCCUUUAUUCUAGUGCAGAGUAAAUAACAUUCUGUACAUUCCCCAGAAGUUAAAUGGUGAACAUCCCAUUACAUGGUGCUAAAUAUCAGUAUGAAGGUGGUACAGACUAACUUAAGAGAAUUAAAAAAAAAAAUAGGUAUUUGGGGAAUAAUUUAAAGAUGUACUAUCCCACUUUUCUCUAUUGCUUGAAAGUCAACUAUGAAUUGAGUUGGUUUGUUCAGAUUAACAUGAAAACUACUUAUAAAAAGUUUCUUGUCUUUACAUAAUCUCAGCAGACCCCAGUUUAUAGUAAAAUCUGUACUCUUCCACUCUCCAAAGUUUAUACGGCUCUAUCUGCUAUUUCUAUUCUCUUGUUAGCUACAAGACCACUUACUGUUACAAAUCUUAAUUACAAAGUUUCUAAUGUUAAGAUGUAAUCUUUUGAGCUCUCGAAUCAUAUAAAAUGGUAAAGUCACAAAUUAUGAGAACCUCAGCCAUAAAAUUGUUAAUAUGAUGUUUAUGUUAUUUUAAACAUUUAAUAAAACAAAAUAUUUUAAA
Molecule: messenger RNA, 7246 nt
Organism: Falco peregrinus (peregrine falcon)
Lineage: Eukaryota; Metazoa; Chordata; Aves; Falconiformes; Falconidae
Gene: FAR2
Product: fatty acyl-CoA reductase 2
Exons: 12
Coding region: 373-1920 (515 amino acids)
Biological process (GO): long-chain fatty-acyl-CoA metabolic process
Cellular component (GO): peroxisome
Molecular function (GO): alcohol-forming very long-chain fatty acyl-CoA reductase (NADP+) activity
Source: RefSeq, a predicted model, not a curated record